GUCUCUGGUCGCUGUUGCAUCAACUCGACGCUCACGUGGAGCGCACAGCUCGCCGUUUUAACCCUGCCGUCUCUUAAGGAGUUGGUGGCAAGGGUAUGCGCGAGAUCCAAAGAUGUCCUGAAAGGGAUGACGGACAGCGCAGCGCAGGAGUUUCAACAGGCACUUCUAGAGGAGCUUCAUGAAUUGAUUUCCUCUGGGACAGAUUUAAUGAGGAAGCGCUUUAGCCCGUCGCAUUACCCGGAAGUCCAACAGUGGCUUAAGCAGGGUUACAAGGUGCGAGAAGUGGUCGCCACGCCCCUACAGGGUGACGAGUGCACGAUCAGUUAG
Molecule: messenger RNA, 327 nt
Organism: Symbiodinium pilosum
Lineage: Eukaryota; Dinophyceae; Suessiales; Symbiodiniaceae
Source: the annotation of a GenBank genome assembly